UAGCUCGUAGUACAUUGCCACAUGCCGACGACGAUGAUGACCACAACAACAAUCCCGAUAAUAUGGAUACUGACGAGGAGAUGGAGGAAGAUGAUGAGCCAGCAGAUGUAUAUCAGGAUCGUAGAGGUGGUCGUGCCUUACCCUUUCCGCAACUGCCUGGUCCGGCGUACUUGGAGGGUCCGUGCGAGGGAGGGCCGCAAAAUUUAGAGUUUAUGCGAUGGUUCAAGUCGCAUAUAGCGAUGUACAUUUGGGAAGGAUAUGAGCGCCGUGAAACUACACGGUGCGAGUCGAGGACCAAAGCACUCGAGGACUACCGCGGCCCGCAGGAUAACACGAUGAUUGCGAGGCUGGAGGCAACAGGUCUUUACCACUUACGAGACUGUUUUCUGAAGAGGAUGAACAAGAACCUCAUGCUAGCUUUCGUGGAGAGGUGGUAGCCGGAGACGAACAGUUUCCACAUG
Erythranthe guttata (spotted monkey flower) is the source of this 461-nucleotide messenger RNA. NCBI's taxonomy places the organism in Eukaryota, Viridiplantae, Streptophyta, Magnoliopsida, Lamiales, Phrymaceae. The record is from RefSeq and is a predicted model, not a curated record.